AUCAUGAUGUCCAUUUCUCUUCUUUCUCCAACAAAUAACGAAUUCGUCAUUGAAUAUCAAUUGAAUAGCAACAGAAAAAAAAUGUUGUUGUUGCUGCUAUUUUGUUUUGUUUUGUUGCAAUCCUACCAAUUGAUUCACCAAUGAACAUCUAAUUUUCCCCAUUUUUUUUUCUACAAAAAAAAGAAGAAGAUGCAAAAAAUUCAUCUUCACAUUUCAAAUACCUGAAUACCUGGUUAAUUUAAUCAAAUAAUUUCACUAAUAAUGAAUCAAUAUUCCUGUAUAUUCAUUUUGAUAUUUCUAUUAUCUUUACAACAACCAAUGGUUGUUCAAUGUGAUACAUGGAUUACAUUAUGGAAUAAGCUGAAUAUCCCAGUAGAAAUACAAUGUUUUCGUGAUUCAUCAAAUAAUAAUGUAAGAAAAUUUAAAAAGAAAAUUAUCGAACCAGAUGAUCGUUAUGAUAUUAAAGGAAAAUAUCCACAAAAAUCAUCAUCAACAACGAAAAAAACAACAUUUUAUCGUCAUUGGUGUGAAGUAAAAACUGAAGAUAAUAUUUCAAUAAUGUUUGAUGUGUUUGGUGGUAAAAAUAAAAAAAUCAAUAAAAUGUCUGAUUCAUAUUCAGAUUGGAUUAUAAAUUCUGGUGGUAUUUAUCGUUUUCGUAAAGGACAAUUAUUUAUGUAUUAUGGUAAAAAUUGGUUAGGUGAAGAACAUAAUAUUGAAGAUGAUUUAGCUGGUACACCUGAAAAAGAAUUACAUCCAGAAGAUUUUGCUUUUAUUGCACCGGUCGAUAUUGAUAUUAAAACAGCCAAAAUGCCAAUCGAUAAACAACGUUUUGCCAUUACAAAAGCCGAAUAUGCAGCGUUAAAAUUUGAAAAUCCAAAAGAUAUGGCACGUUAUGUUAAAGCAGCAAUGAAAAAACGUUUCGGUUCAUUUUGGGAAGUAUUUAUUGAACAAAAAAUGUCAAAUAAAACUGUUAAACGUACUUGUGAUUCAAAAUUUGUAAUGAAUUUUUCUGUUAAUGAAUUAGCAUUUAUUGUUUGUCAAGUAAUGAGAUAAUGAUCUUUUAUUAAAUAAACGUUUGUUUUUUUAGUUAAUUAAAAAUUAUCAUUUUUUUCGUUU
Molecule: messenger RNA, 1116 nt
Organism: Dermatophagoides pteronyssinus (European house dust mite)
Lineage: Eukaryota; Metazoa; Arthropoda; Arachnida; Sarcoptiformes; Pyroglyphidae
Biological process (GO): microtubule-based process
Cellular component (GO): dynein complex
Source: RefSeq, a predicted model, not a curated record